Molecule: messenger RNA, 1888 nt
Organism: Sus scrofa (pig)
Lineage: Eukaryota; Metazoa; Chordata; Mammalia; Artiodactyla; Suidae
Source: RefSeq, a predicted model, not a curated record
AUGGAUCUGGCUGUGGCCCUGGUGCUUGGUCUUUUCUGUCUGCUUCUUCUGCCACUCUGGAAUCAGAGCUCUGGGAAAGGGAAGCUCCCACCUGGCCCCACCUCUCUCCCAAUUCUUGGAAAUAUCCUACAGUUAUAUGUUAAGGCCAUCAGCAAAUACUUAAGCAAUCUCUCAAAAAUCUAUGGCCCCGUAUACACUCUGUAUUUUGGCAUGAAGCCAGUGGUGGUGUUCUGUGGAUAUGAAGCAGUGAAAGAAGCCCUGAUUCAUCUUGGAGAGGAGUUUUCUGGAAGAUCCAGUUACCCAAUGAAUGAAAAAUCUAGGAGAGGCCUUGGAAUCAUGUUUAGCAAUGGAAAGAGAUGGAAGCAGAUCUGGCGCUUCUCCCUCAUGAUGCUGUGGAACUUGGGGAUGGGGAAGAGGAGCAUUGAGGACAGAGUUCAAGAGGAAGCCCUCUGCCUUGUGGAGGAGUUGAGAAGAACCAAUGCUUCACCCUGUGAUCCCACUUUUAUCCUGAGCUGUGCUCCCUGCAAUGUGAUCAGUUCCAUUAUUUACCAGAACCGCUUUGAUUAUAAAGAUCAGACUUUUCUAAACCUAAUGGAAAAAGUGAAGGAAAACCUCAGGAUUCUGAACUCUCCGUGGAUCCAGGUCUGCAACAUAUUCCCUGUUCUCCUUGAUUAUUUCCCAGGAAGUUAUAACACAUUCCUUAAAACUUUUGCUCAAAUGAGAAGUUACACUUUGGAGAAAACCAGAGAACACCAAGCAUCCCUGGGCAUUAACAACCCUCAGGACUUGAUUGAUUUUUUCCUGAUCAAGAUGGAGCAGGAGAGACAGAAUGACCAAUCAGAAUAUACACUGGAAAACUUGACCGUCACUAUUGCUGACUCGUUUGCAGCUGGGACAGAGACAGUGAGCACCACUCUGAGACAUGGGCUCCUCCUGCUGCUCAAGCACCCAGAUGUCACAGCUAAGAUCCAGGAAGAGAUUGACCGUGUGAUUGGCGGACACCAGAGCCCCUGCAUGCAGGACAAGAGCCACAUGCCCUACACGGAUGCUGUGGUGCACGAGAUCCAGAGAUGCAUUGACCUGGUCCCCAUCAACCUGCCUCAUGCAGUCACUUGUGACAUUAAACUCAGAAACUACCUCAUCCCCAAGGGCACAACUGCUUUAAUGUUGCUGACUUCUGUGCUACAUGAUGGCAAAGAAUUCCCCAACCCAGAAGUGUUGGACCCUGGCCACUUCCUGGAUGAGGGUGGCAACUUUCGGAAAAGUGACUACUUCAUGGCUUUCUCAGCAGGUAACAAAAUUCAUUUUCUUCAUGACUUCAGAGGCCAAGAUGCCUAUUGAGGAUCAGUUGGAAAUGACAGAGGACCUACUACAGAGUCUCUUUCUGAUGACAAGAAACACAGUGUUCAAGGAGUAUGUGCUGUCUUUGUUAUUUUCUGGAAAAUGGGCUUGUGUAGGAGAAGGCCUGGCCCACAUGGAGCUGUUUUUAUUCCUGACCACAAUUUUACAAAAAUUUACCUUGCAAUCUGUGGUUGACUCCAAGGACAUUGACACCAGCGCUAUUUUUGGUGGUUUAGCUUCCAUGCCACCUUCUUACCAGCUCUGCUUCAUUCCUUUGUAAGGAAUGUUAGAUCCUUUGGGUUCUUUGAUGAUCUGGUUUUCACCUCCCUCUCAUCUGGGGCAUCGUUCACCUGUUUGCCAUCCAUCUUUCCUGAGAAUGCCUUCAUUGACCACCUCUCUUCCUUGUGGAAUUUCACUACAGAAAUGUAUCUGCUAUUCUUCACCUGUAUUGGAUGCGUUGCUAAUACUUGUCUAAUAUUAUGCAGUACUAUGUACUUAGUAUUAGGUACACCAUACAAAAUAAAACAAGGUGAUUAGCGUCUGCCAA